AUGACGUGUCAGAGUUGCGGGAAGGCCGGUCACAUCGCAUACGCCUGCCACUCGAAAGGAACCCAGAGGAAACAGGCGACUCACCAGGAGUCCUUGCACCCCAAAGAGCUACACACCAUGUCUGUGCAGCCGCUACAGACUGAGGAGGAGUUAGAUCACUUGGUGGCCCAAGGGGUUUUGGAGCCGGUAUCCCACGUGCUCUCGGAGACGCCAAUAGUCACUCCGAUUAAACCCAAUGGGGACGUCCACAUUUGCGCAGACUACAAAUACACAAUUAACAAGGUGCUGCAGGACCACACCUACCUGGUGCCGGUCAUCAGCCAUGUCCUGGCCAUGCUAGCUGGUCUCCCGCUGCCCGCCUGCCCGCUGGCGCUGCUGCUGCUGCUGCUGCUGCCGGCCGGGGCGCGCGGCCUGGGCCUCUACUCGCCCGACGACCCGCUGGCGCUGCUGGGGGCGGACACGCUGGGGCGCCGCGUCUUCCACUCCUCCAGCGCCUGGGUGGUCGAGUUCUACGCCUCCUGGUGCGGCCACUGCAUGCAGUUCGCCCCCACCUGGAAGGAGCUGGCCGGCGACGUCGAGGAUUGGAGACCUGCUGUGAUGCUGGGUGUGAUUGAUUGUGCUGAAACGACCAACCAGAAAAUAUGCUCAGAGUUUAAAAUUACUGGCUAUCCAACAUUGAAGUUUUUCAAGCCAUUCUCCACGAAUCCUGACGAUGGCAUAAGACUCUUGCAUCAUGGGGACGGCAUUCGAAGUCUGAGGGAGAGCAUAAUCUCCAACGUGGAAAGAAGUGGAGAUGCGUGGCCUCCAGCCUGCCCACCGCUCGAGGCAUUCAGUGCAGCAGAACUUCACAGUUUCUUCCAAGCAAACAGCGUGACGUACUUGGCCCUGAUAUUCGAGAAGGAGGACUCCUUUUUGGGCAGAGAGGUGACGCUGGACAUGGUCCAGUUUGACAACAUUGCGGUGAGGAGGGUCCUGCAGAGCAACGAGGAGCUGGUGAGGACAUUCAACGUCACCACCUUCCCUUCCGGCUUCCUGCUUUUCAGCAACGGCUCUUGCAAUAUUAUCCCUGUGCAUGGCGAUUCAAGACCGCUUUACACAAGCUUCCUGCGGAGAUUACCCGGUGUCGUCCGAGGGAGCUCCGUCAGCCCCACUGUGCAGCCGACUGCAGUUCCAACAACGACCCCUGCCCCCUGGAGGGUGGUGGACAGGAAAAAGUUGUACAUGGCUGACCUGGAGUCUGCGAUCGUGUACACCCUGAGAGUGGAGGCGGCGCGAUUCCUCUUCCUCGACAAGGAGCGUCUGUCUGCACUGAAGCAAUACGUGGCCGUUCUGGUCAAGUAUUUCCCUGGACGCCUCGUGGUCAUGAACUACCUUCGGAGCCUGGACAAUUGGCUGAGGCCGAGGACAAACGUUACGCAGAGUGAAUGGGAGGAAGCUCUGAGGAAUAAAAGAGAGCAUCCUUACGCCAGGCUGCCAGAGACCCCGAACUGGGUGGGUUGCCAAGGAAGCAAGCCCGAGUUCCGAGGUUUUCCGUGCUCGCUCUGGACUCUCUUCCACUUCCUCACGGUGCAGGAAGCCUUGCAGAGCCCCAGGUUUACCUCCCCGUCUGAAGUCCUUCCGACAAUGAGAGGAUACAUCCAUUACUUCUUUGGUUGCCGGGAGUGUGCGGAUCACUUUGAAGGCAUGGCCGCAGAAUCCAUGCACCGAGUGAAGAACAAAGAUGGCGCCAUUCUCUGGCUCUGGUCAAGGCACAACCGAGUCAACGCUCGUUUGGCAGGUACCCAAAGCGACGACCCCCGAUUUCCCAAGAUCCAGUGGCCUCCCCAGAUGUUGUGUUGGUCGUGCCAAUUAAUCAUCAACGGGAGACGCAUGUGGGAUGAGAGGGCCAUCUUGAGGUUCUUCAAGUCCCACUUCUCACGGAACAACGUCUACAUGGAUUACAUGAACUUCGAGAGGGGGAGACACGGUCGAGAGGUUGAGGAGCGCAACAUUGAGAGCGAAGGAAACUGGGAGGAAGGAGGAGGAGGGGAGGACGCCCGAGGAGCUGAAGAGAGGACCGAGAAACCCGAACAAGGGAGGGAGGAGAAAAGGCGAUCCGGCUCAGACCGGUCAGGUGGUUCCGAGCUGCGGAGACCAAGCAUUAUCAAGCUUGGCAAGAGCGCAAAGGCGAAAGAGCUGGAGGAUGACAUCGUCGAUCUGGAUUCCUUCAGUGAGCAGCACUACAAGAGCAAAGCUUUGAAAGCGGCCGCCCAGGCCGGCGAUGGACACCGGCGGAGCAGGAGGGACACGGGGCUGGUGCUGGUGGAGGACGAGAGCCGCCACCAGUCUUUCGAUCACGACGCAGUCUGGGAACGCCUCAAACGCAAGGGCUUGGGAGCCCAGCAGAUGAUGGAGGCCAUGGAGGAGGAAGUGGGCGGGGAGGGCGGGGCCGCCCUGAGGAGGAGCCAAUGGCUCCGCUUGCUGGGAGUCGGCUUUUCUCGGCUGGAUGUCAGCUUGUGUGUUGUUCUCUACCUCCUCUCCUCCAUGUGCCUGUUGGGCAUGUACACUUUCUUCCGUAUGCGCAUGCGGUACCGCAAGGGCCGCCCGGGCUUCCCGUUGGCCUGAAAGAGAAGCCGGGAAGCUGCAGUCGAUAGGGUGGAGGCACGGGGGGGGGGCGACUGCCUGGUGGGCGCCCCCGCUUCUCACCCACAAUUCGUGCUCUGGCUGCAGAAAAUGGGAGUCCGGCGAUGCACACGUGCCACGUCAGUUGCGUUGGCUGCGGCUUGCUUUAAAACACACACAGGUGUGGCACACAGGAGAGCGGAAUUAGGUCUCCGCUUCUGUGUGCAAAGUCAGUAAUCCAGGAUCCUUCCCAAUUGCACAGAAGGUGUGUAUUUUGCAUUUGCACGCAUGUUCCAGAGCACAAAUUGUAGAGUGAGAAGUCAACUUUACUGUCAAAAGGGAGGGGGUUCCUAUUCCAGGCCAUUUUGAUUUUGUUGAGCAAGAGGGAGAUUCUUACUGGGGGGGGGGUUGUUCUUUGGGAAAAUUAGGCGGAAUCAUUCUGAUCUCCCUAGGCGUAUGUAGCAUAAUCCUCCUCCAGAGAAUCAGGGUGCUUUGGUCGGUGUUUUCACUGUGGCCAGUUUGGGACUGGCAGCGAAGUGGCUGCUUUGAACUAUUCCUUGGAUGGAGAACUCUUGUCGUUUUUAAAGAGCUGCUAUUUCCAGAGUAGAGACUAUUUAGCGUGGCACUUUGUGGGCACAAAGCUGAAGUUUUCAAGGCGUGUCGAGGUGUCUGUGAGCCCUCUUUCUACCCCGAAGAAUCCCACUUUAGCCCAUCCCGAAUUUGGAAACAUAAGCACCGUCUAAACUGGUCAGUCAGGGAGAUUCCUGGACACGGUUGUUUUUAAAAACAAAACUGGAUUCAGAAGCUUCUGAGCCAUCGCGAAACGGUAUUAAGCAGAGCCAGCAUGGGAGGGGUGCUGAGCUCAAAGCUGCUCUCUCUCUCUCUCUCUCUCAGACACACACAGAACUUCACCCCACCCCCCCACCUCACUGGCUACAAGUCUGGUUAAAAAAGCACAAGGUGCCUAUGAGCAUGCGUGCUGCAGAUGCACAGACGUGCAAGCUUGUGGAAUCCCUCUCUGGAUAGCUGCAGCAUUGCAGCAGGUUUCGAUUUGUUGCCUCGCUCUCUCACGCUGCCCUCCUCCCUCCGUUUCUGCUUCUGCCGCCAACCCAAACUGUUUCCCCUUCUCUCUUCUGACCAUUCUCAAGCUAGCCUGCCUGCCUGCCUGCCUGCCUGCCUCUCGCCCUGGCCCUUGACCCACCAGGUGCCUGUUCCUCCUGCCACCCUCCGGUCUCCUAGGAUUCUGUCAGGGCAGCGGGACACAAAAGAAGGGAAACCGAGCAAAGGUGGCUGGGCGGGGAAUGCCUUCUUUCGAUGGCAGUUCUUGGAACAGAGACUUGGCUGUCUGGUCCUAAUGCACAGGUCAGGUAUCCUUGAGAACCGCAACUCUUUGAGCCAGUUUGACGUAGUGGUUACGAGCACGGACUCUAAUCUGGGAGAACCGGGUUUGAUUCCCCACGCCUCCUCAUGCAUCUGUUGGUG
Messenger RNA from Gekko japonicus, 4083 nucleotides. It is a transcript of the gene QSOX1, whose product is annotated as quiescin sulfhydryl oxidase 1. NCBI's taxonomy places the organism in Eukaryota, Metazoa, Chordata, Lepidosauria, Squamata, Gekkonidae. Gene Ontology annotation, biological process: protein folding. The transcript is spliced from 14 exons. Gene Ontology annotation, cellular component: Golgi membrane. The coding region runs from base 1 to 2604 and encodes 867 amino acids. The record is from RefSeq and is a predicted model, not a curated record. Gene Ontology annotation, molecular function: flavin-dependent sulfhydryl oxidase activity; protein disulfide isomerase activity; nucleic acid binding.